This is a messenger RNA of Capronia epimyces CBS 606.96, 552 nucleotides long. RefSeq lists its product as uncharacterized. The record is from RefSeq and is a predicted model, not a curated record. NCBI's taxonomy places the organism in Eukaryota, Fungi, Ascomycota, Eurotiomycetes, Chaetothyriales, Herpotrichiellaceae. Bases 1 to 552 code for a protein of 183 amino acids. The transcript has a single exon.
AUGUCGCGAUUCAGCUUUGACAACACCAUGGCCGACGAGGUGGUCAAGAUUGCUCAAAGCUCCAUUGCGACCCUGAAAGACUCUCUGCGCACGUCGGCCGAUCCCACCGACCGCUACUUCUCCACCAUUUACCUGGUGGGAGUGAUCACGCCGUUGAGCUGCAUCGUCGUCAAGGAGGAAACUCUGCCCCUGCUCCGGGCGGAAGCGGUGGCCUCGUGGAAAGAAGCGGUCCAGCUACUGCAAGAAAUCGCGCGUGACUUUGACCUGGCGCGUCGCCUGUUGCAACGCUUCCACGGGGUCAUCAAGAUGGCCGACUUCAUCAUUGUGUCCCAGAGCAAUGGAACCAACUUCACCAAUCAGUCAGCGUUGCCGGACCUUCCAAACGAAGUGCCUAACGGCAACGGCGACGAUGGUGCCGCUCAAGGCCUGAAUGAACACCCGCAUCUACUUUUCCCUCUGAGUCAUCUCCCGACGCCGGCAGGGAACGACCAGCCUUUCGGGGGUGGUGGAAUGGCAUUUGAUUCUGACUAUUGGAUGAGUACAACCUGGUGA